CCGUCCCCGCAGACCGGCCGGUUCAUCCCGGAGAAGUCCAACAUCUGGCGCGACUGCGUCGACGGCUACCACGACUGGGUGAAGGAGCACAUCGCCGAGGGCGCGCCGCUGGACGAGUCCGACCACUGCGGCGACCCGCCGAUGCUCCUCGCCGCGGGGAACGGGCACACCGCGGUGUGCGAGCUCCUCAUCAACGAGGGCGCGGACCUUCAGCAGGCCGGCCUCAUGAAGGACACUCCCCUCGCGCGCGCGGCGAACAACGGCCACUACCAGUGCUGCAAGUUUCUCAUCGAGCAGGGCGCGGAGGUGGACGCGCUCGACAUCGGCGACAACACCGCGUUGCAUUGGGCGGCGAUGCGCGGCAACGUCGAGAUCGUCAACCUGCUCUUGCAAAACGGCGCGGACAAGACGAUCAAGAAUAAGCAAGGGAAGAUCCCCAUCGAC
Molecule: messenger RNA, 444 nt
Organism: Micromonas pusilla CCMP1545
Lineage: Eukaryota; Viridiplantae; Chlorophyta; Mamiellophyceae; Mamiellales; Mamiellaceae
Exons: 2
Molecular function (GO): protein binding
Source: RefSeq, a predicted model, not a curated record